CGUGCGCUGGCACUGAGCGGCCGCGGCCAUGGCGUACGCCUACCUGUUCAAGUAUAUUAUCAUCGGCGACACGGGUGUUGGUAAAUCAUGCUUAUUGUUACAAUUCACGGACAAGAGGUUUCAGCCAGUGCAUGACCUUACUAUUGGUGUGGAAUUUGGUGCUCGGAUGAUAACUAUUGAUGGAAAACAGAUAAAACUCCAGAUAUGGGAUACGGCUGGACAAGAGUCUUUUCGUUCCAUCACGAGGUCAUAUUACAGAGGUGCAGCAGGGGCUUUACUAGUGUAUGAUAUUACAAGGAGAGAUACAUUCAACCACUUGACAACCUGGUUAGAAGAUGCCCGCCAGCAUUCCAAUUCCAACAUGGUCAUUAUGCUUAUUGGCAAUAAAAGUAUUUACCUUGUGACUGAACCAUGUGAUUUGGAAUCUAGAAGAGAAGUAAAAAAAGAGGAAGGUGAAGCUUUUGCACGGGAGCAUGGUCUUAUCUUCAUGGAAACUUCUGCUAAGACUGCUUCCAAUGUAGAAGAGGCAUUUAUCAAUACAGCAAAAGAAAUUUAUGAAAAAAUUCAAGAAGGAGUCUUUGACAUUAAUAACGAGGCAAAUGGCAUUAAAAUUGGCCCUCAACACGCUGCUACUAAUGCCACACAUGCGUGCAAUCAGGGAGGCCAGCAGGCCGGGGGAGGCUGCUGUUGAGUCCGUUUUUACUGUCUUGCUACCCAGAUGGGGCCUACUCAGCUAUUCUUUCACUCCUGCUCAGCUGAGACAUGAAACUAUUCGAAAUGGCUUUAUGUCACAGAAGACUUUAAUCCUUCAAAUUCUUGUAUAAUUUUGAAUAAAUGGUUAAUGUUCACUUAAAAAAAGAAACAGAUUUUGGAGAUUGUA
This is a messenger RNA of Suncus etruscus (white-toothed pygmy shrew), 880 nucleotides long. It is a transcript of the gene RAB2A, whose product is annotated as RAB2A, member RAS oncogene family. Lineage: Eukaryota; Metazoa; Chordata; Mammalia; Eulipotyphla; Soricidae. The coding region runs from base 29 to 691 and encodes 220 amino acids. The record is from RefSeq and is a predicted model, not a curated record. Gene Ontology annotation, cellular component: Golgi apparatus. Gene Ontology annotation, molecular function: GTPase activity; GTP binding. The transcript has 9 exons.